Molecule: messenger RNA, 1777 nt
Organism: Chlorella variabilis
Lineage: Eukaryota; Viridiplantae; Chlorophyta; Trebouxiophyceae; Chlorellales; Chlorellaceae
Exons: 8
Coding region: 1-1665 (554 amino acids)
Cellular component (GO): nucleus
Molecular function (GO): 3'-tRNA processing endoribonuclease activity
Source: RefSeq, a predicted model, not a curated record
AUGGUCAAGGCCCAGCCGAUGGAGGUGCUGGUCAACGAGCUGCGCUGCCGACGACUGCCGACGUGGGGAAGGAAAGACCAGAUAGCAUCCAGGGUGUACAGCGCGUUCAGCGCAGAGGGGCGCGCCCUGAACAAGGAGGAGAGCGCGGUGGCGGACGCGGCCCUGGGCCUGGCAGACAGCACGACCGCCGCGGGCGACCCGGGGUGGGACAGCGCGUCGAGCGGCGACGAGGAGGGCGGCACGGGCGGCGAGGUGCUGAGCAGCGCGGCGCUGCAGCACAACCCGCUGCUGGCGCUGCAGGGCAGCACGUCGGGCCAGUUCCUCACCGAGCACAACCAGGAGCGCCUGCUGUCCAACUCCACCAACCUGCAGCUCUCCUUCCUGUGGGGAGGCACCGCGCCAAACGGCAUCAAGCACACCACCAGCUGCGUGGUGCGCACCAUCAAGUCGGUGUGGCUGUUUGACUGCGGGGAGGACACGCAGCGCCACCUCACCAGGAGCGCCUCCAUUUCCUGGGGCAAGCUGGAGCGCAUCUUCAUCAGCAGUCUGUCUGCUGACAACAUCCUGGGCUUGCCCGGCUUCCUGUGCACCAUCAGCGCAGCGCGCGAGAAGGGGCACGAGGCCGCCGACACUCCUGUGCACGUGUACGGCCCGCAGGGGCUGGCAGACUACAUCAACACGAUGCUAUCUGUGUCUCGCACCUACCUGGAGAUGCCUGUGGUCAUCCACGAGUUCUCGGCGGCGGCAGUUCCGCCAGAGGAGCUUGAGGAGCUGAAGCAGAUCAACCCGCGUUCCCGCCUCUACGUCAUGCGCGUGCCGCCUGACCAGCUCAACCCUGAGGGGUACUAUGACGCCGAGAUCCGCACGCUGCUGGCCCGCCACACGCGCAAGCGCAGCAAUUCUGGCAUCGACCUGCGGGCGGGCGUGAUGCCGCAGCCGCUGCCGCCGCCCGGCGACCCGCGGCGCACGGGGCUGCGGGUGGCCGACCUGACCUGGACGCUACGCAUGGAUCAUGAGUGGGUGGUGCGCGUGGCACCGCUGAGGAACAGGCAGCCCACGUUUGGCUACAUGCUGCUGGAGGCAGAUAGGCACGCCCCGCCUGCGCCGUGCUUGGUGGGGUCUGGGAGACUGUGUGUGGAGAGGGCCAUGGAGCUGGGGGUGGAGCCAGGGGUGGACUUCACCAGGCUCAAGCAGGGGGAGUCGGUUGAGCUGCCCGACGGCAGGGUUGUGCAAUCCUCGGAUGUUCUGGGGCCCGUCCGCCGCGGCAGGCGUCUGGCCAUCAUUGGCACCUGCCUGGACUCCUCCACCUUUGCCGCCUCCAUGGCCAGCAGCGCCGCAGAGGGCAACGGCCUAGCCCCACCCUUUGACCUCGUCGUGCACAGCCUGUCCUACCCAGCGGGGGCGGCGGCCCAUGAGGGUAGCGACGCGCUGCCUCGCAGCACGGCGGCCAUGGCGGGCGCCACCGCGGCAGUCAUGGGCGCAAAGGACCUGGUGCUGUGGCAGCAGGCGGCAGGGUUUCUAGAUUUGCCGCAGGCAGCCGACGCGGGCUUCCCAGAGGAGGCCAUCUACGCGGCGCGGGCGGCGCUGGGGUCUGACAACGUCUCCCUGGCGGGCUGCUACUGGUGCCACGAACCUGAGCGUGAGGAUGGGCGCAAGCCCACCUGAGAGACAGUGCCAAAGCCACAGCUUAGGCAAUAAACCGUGUUUCCAGUAUUCUUUUGAGUUGCCUUCUGUUACACUGCUCGAGUGCCGCCAGGUCUUUUACACUGCUUCCGAC